GACACCGCCGCGGGCUCCCCGGUGCGCUCGCCGGGGCAACCCAGGUGCAGCGAGGGGGGGUCCCGGUGCCGGUGCCGGUGCCGGUGCCGGUCCCUCCCAUCCCGCUGGGCGCGGAGCCGCCAGGAACUGCCCCGGGUUUUCCUGCCCGUCCCAUCCCAUCCCGUCCCGGUGCGGAGCGGGGCCGGGCGCGGCGAGGCGCAGCCCGGGGACCCCGGCCCAGUAUCGGUUCUGCUUUCGAGGGGCGGCGGCGGCGGCGAUGAUUUCGCAGGGGCGGGAGCCACCUGCCCGGGAUUCCCCACCUGCCGCCGCCCCAUAAGAGCCCGGUGGCGGCCCCGGUGCAGGCACAGACCGACCUUCGAUGGCUCCGCUCCGCCGCCUCCUCCUCUGCCUCUGCCUCGCUCUGCUGCUGCCGCCUCCCGCGGCACCGGCACCGACACCGGCACCGGGCCGCCGCCCCGACUGGGCCGCCUGCAGGAUCCUCUCCCGGGAGCUGUCGCGGCUGCUGGCGACCGUCAAAGAGCCGCACUCGGCGCUGGAGGGGAUGCAGCUGAUGGAGGAGGACCCCCAGAAUUGGCCCCCCCGGAUCCGCUGCAGCGAUUCCUGUGACCCGCUCACGCUGGAGAGCAACAACACGCGCUGCCUGCACCGGAUCCGCCAGGCGCUCCAGCACUACCGGGACCUGCUGGGCUCCGACAUCUUCCGGGAGCAGCCCCAGCCCCAGCUGGAGACCACCAUGGAGCAGCUGCUGCGCCACGUCCAGGAGGGUCCCGGCCGCCCCCCCCGGCCGCCCCCCCCGGCCCCCACCAAGGUCUGGGCUCACCCGUUCCAGCGGCACCUGGCCCUGAAGCGGCUCCGCUCCUUCGCCGCCGUCAUCGGCCGCGUCUUCAACCACAGCGCCCGCUGA
Corvus hawaiiensis (hawaiian crow) is the source of this 904-nucleotide messenger RNA. RefSeq names its product interleukin 23 subunit alpha (gene IL23A). Bases 359 to 904 code for a protein of 181 amino acids. Lineage: Eukaryota; Metazoa; Chordata; Aves; Passeriformes; Corvidae. Gene Ontology annotation, biological process: positive regulation of T-helper 17 cell lineage commitment; immune response; positive regulation of T cell proliferation. Gene Ontology annotation, molecular function: cytokine activity. The record is from RefSeq and is a predicted model, not a curated record. The transcript has 4 exons. Gene Ontology annotation, cellular component: interleukin-23 complex; extracellular region.